This is a messenger RNA of Trametes versicolor FP-101664 SS1, 453 nucleotides long. RefSeq names its product DUF537-domain-containing protein. Gene Ontology annotation, molecular function: mRNA base-pairing post-transcriptional repressor activity; RNA nuclease activity; CCR4-NOT complex binding. Gene Ontology annotation, biological process: post-transcriptional gene silencing. The record is from RefSeq and is a predicted model, not a curated record. The transcript has 3 exons. NCBI's taxonomy places the organism in Eukaryota, Fungi, Basidiomycota, Agaricomycetes, Polyporales, Polyporaceae. The annotation marks the transcript as partial. Gene Ontology annotation, cellular component: peroxisome; cytoplasm.
AUGAAUGCAGCUUCCAGUGUCGCAGUCUUCUGGGAUUAUGAGAACUGCGCCCUACCGGCAACCGAGCCAUCCUACAUGAUAGUCAACAAGAUACGCCGGCUCGCGCACCAGUAUGGCAGCGUCAAGACAUUCAAGGCCUAUCUGGAGUAUCCAGAGCAAACAACGCUCAAGUCGAUAGCUCUACGUUCAGAACUACAAUCCUGUGGCGUCUCCCUCAUCGACUGCCCUCAUAAUGGACGGAAGGAUGUUGCAGACAAGAUGAUGAUGAUCGACAUGAUGGCGUGGGCCAUCGACAACCCCGCGCCAGCCACGAUCAUCCUCAUCUCGGGAGAUCGAGAUUUUGUCUACGCCGUCUCUAUUCUCAGCCUCAGACAAUACAGGAUAGUGCUGCUCGCGCCCAGGAGCGCGCACGGUAGUCUGAAGGGCCAGGCCGACGUCGUGUUCAACUGGCCG